AUGUAUCCGCCUAAUGCGACGAGUGACGUUAUGGAUGGGAGGAAUGAUGCUGCAAUAGCUGCUGCUUUGGAAGCGAUGGCUCAGGCUAUGCAGAACCAACCGAAUGCUGACGAGAAUGCUGGAUCUCGUAGUUUGGCGACUUUCCAAAGGGUGAACCCGCCAGUGUUCAAGGGUACGCAUGACCCCGAUGGUGCUCUUGAAUGGUUGAAAGAGAUCGAACGAAUCUUCCGUGUUAUGGAUUGCACUCAUGCACAAAAGGUUAGAUAUUGCACUCAUAUGCUGGCUAAGGAAGCAGAUGAUUGGUGGCUAGAGACCCGUAGGAGGUUGGAGGCUAAUGGUGAGGAGAUCACUUGGAUUGCAUUUCGCAUGGAAUUCUUAAGGAAAAUUGAUGAGUUAAAGGUGGUGCGAGAAUUUCCUGAAGUGUUUCCUGAUGACAUUCCUGAUGUGCCUCCAGAAAGAGAAGUUGAACUUGUGAUUGAUCUUAUACCGAGAACCAGACCUGUUUCUAUCGUACCGUACAGGAUGUCUGCAUCAGAGUUAUCUGAAUUAAAGAAGCAAUUAGAAGAAUUGCUUGAGAAGAAGAUCUUGGAGAUUGGGGUUUCUACUUCAUUCAAGUAUGAUUCAGUAAAUGUUACUUCGGGUGUUGGAUUAUAA
Messenger RNA from Vicia villosa (hairy vetch), 654 nucleotides. RefSeq lists its product as uncharacterized. The record is from RefSeq and is a predicted model, not a curated record. The transcript is spliced from 4 exons. Lineage: Eukaryota; Viridiplantae; Streptophyta; Magnoliopsida; Fabales; Fabaceae. The coding region runs from base 1 to 654 and encodes 217 amino acids.